AUGUUGUCAAGACAGAUUAACACAAAUAUGUCAACACAGUGUAGAAGACUUUCGUCAACGUUACAAUUUCGAUUGAAUCUUAUGAAAUCUGUUGAUGAAAACAACUCAGGCAUUUAUGAAAGUGAUCAGGAAAAUCAGUGUGAUAAUGCAUCAACAUGCAAAUGCACGUGUCAUGACAGUCAUCAAAAGCUUCCACACAAACAAAUAUGGAACUGGGAACAGUUAGACUGUAGAAAAGUUUACAUCCCUCCAUUCUACUUGACCAGUGAAUAUCAUUCAGACACUUAUUUACACAUACAAUCAAAAUGCUAUAAUGGACAAUCAGUCCCACCAAAUACACCACAUAAAUCUAUGAUGAUGAUGAUGAGAAAGCAAGGCGAAUUUAUCAAAGCAACAGAUUCAAUUCUGUGGAUUUAUCCACCUCAGAAGAUUCUUUAG
This is a messenger RNA of Trichobilharzia regenti, 438 nucleotides long. NCBI's taxonomy places the organism in Eukaryota, Metazoa, Platyhelminthes, Trematoda, Strigeidida, Schistosomatidae. The record is from the annotation of a GenBank genome assembly.